AUGGCACGGCCAUCUUCCAAAGCCCGAGCUCCGAUGAGCCUCGAAGCUCUCCUAGAUGAAGAGAACCGCGAAGUCAUCGCUGCUCUCGAUCGCAAACGACCCACUAGUCCCAUGCCCAAGGUUGGAACCUCUGCCCGGACUGCCACUCCUCCUCCCGUUCGAAGCAUGCUCGAUGUCGAUUCUCCUACACGUGCUCCAAGACAUGGAUCGUCCGUCGGCCUGGAUGGUGGACUCGCCAGCCCGCCAGCUGGGGCCAGACGGAAAUCAGUUCAGCUUGAUCCUUCAGAUCCAUCCACAUAUACCUCUCCUCACACGAGCAAGCCGAACUCUCCCGUGCUCACAAAGAGUAUACCACUUGCUACUCGGCAUCGAAAUUCUUCCGAGCAUGAAAGACCCACCGGCCUACCAAAGGUCGAGGAUGACGAUAAACGUGGAUUUGAGCAAAAUUACCAGUUUGACAUGGCUUCGAUUCCUUCCAGCGCUGGGGCUACUCCACGGUCACAAGCCGACACUAAACGACCUCGAGAGGGCUCAAGCUCUGCUAUGGCUGCAGCUAUGUCAGGAGAUCUUGCUGCGCUAAAUCUACCUCCAUCUUCCAUUCCGAACCACAACUCUUCUGCAAGACUUUCACAUUCCAGAUCCCCUGUUUCUAAGACACGCAAGCCAGAACCAUCAAAGUCUGGUACUUUGCUCAUCCCAUCAGCCUCUAUCAGACCACUGACAACCCAAUCUGGCACUAUCGUGGAUGACCAAGCUCACCGUCGACUCUCCAACAAAUCCAGUAGUUUCUCUACCGUGGCAACUGACGACUCUGAGGAGGUACAAGGCCGGAUGUCGGUAGACACAAAUGGCCAAGAAGAAGCUUUAAUUGAGUCUAGCGACGACGACGUCAUGUCACCUAGUAGUGAUGAGGACGACACUAGAGGCCGCUCCGGAAGACGUAAAACGUCGGAUACUGGUCAGGUAGAGGAUCCAAAAUCACCCGACUCUGCCGAGACAACCUCGCCAGAAACAGAAAGGAGGCAGUCAGCAACUACACAAUCUGUAAAAUCCCUCCUCGAGCCUUCGAUCUCGAUUACAAGUCCUACAGGCGAAAGCCUCACCGAAGGAAAAUCAGAGGUACGACCGGAUAAUAAUUUUGUCAGUCCUUCAUCUGUCACCACAUCGGUUGAGGACGAAGACGAAGACGAAGGCCAAGCCGCAAUUAGAAAAGCAAAAAGCCUUGGACUCAACGUAUCUCCUCUUGACUCCCGAGUCCACGAUCGCCAUGUACGAAUAGUUUUGCGAGGCGACUGGCUUCAUUUUAAUCAACAAUCUGAGGCUGGCCACCGGACAGCAAGGUUGUACUUGGUCUGCAGUGAUCUCAGCGUUGAAGCUAUGUACGCUAUGGAAUGGGUAGUGGGCACCAUGUUGCGGGAUGGCGAUACGUUACUUGCUAUUUACGCAAUCGAGGAUGAAAAUGCCGGGAAAACCAGCGAAGCGGAUAGGGAGAUGCUUCAGGCCGAAGGCACCCAAGCUGGCAAGGAAGCUUCUGAGGUUAUGGCUACUCUUACACGGCAAACAACCCAAGGCGGGGGCACCAGCAUCGGCUUGGACAGCAAAAAUAGGUACAUUCCUGCUACCGAAGCCGAGAGCCUGACUGGCUCGAUGGAUGCCAGAAAAACAUCGAAGAGGGAAUUGGAGAGAUUGCGUGCGAUCGAGGAAAUCACUCAGAACUUCAUAAAAUUGGUCAGAAAAACGACCCUACAAGUGAGGUGUAUGAUCGAGGUGAUUCAUUGCAAGAGCCCGAAACAUUUAAUUCUUGGAGCAAUUGACGAACUAGAACCUACUUUAUGUGUCGUCGGUACGCGUGGACGCAGCUCUCUGAAAGGGGUUCUUCUUGGAUCUUUCUCCAACUAUCUAGUAACCAAGUCCUCCGUUCCGGUAAUGGUGGCGAGGCGACGACUCAAAAAGCCACGGUCUCAGGUCAAGGUUAGCAGUAACAAGAUAAGACUGUCCAACAACCUGACAGCAUCAAAUCUGCCGGUCAAGCGUAGGGGCCUAGAGCAGGCUCGUAUCGAUUAA
Messenger RNA from Exophiala aquamarina CBS 119918, 2064 nucleotides. RefSeq lists its product as uncharacterized. The transcript has 2 exons. NCBI's taxonomy places the organism in Eukaryota, Fungi, Ascomycota, Eurotiomycetes, Chaetothyriales, Herpotrichiellaceae. The coding region runs from base 1 to 2064 and encodes 687 amino acids. The record is from RefSeq and is a predicted model, not a curated record.